Molecule: messenger RNA, 3082 nt
Organism: Xiphophorus couchianus (Monterrey platyfish)
Lineage: Eukaryota; Metazoa; Chordata; Actinopteri; Cyprinodontiformes; Poeciliidae
Product: E3 ubiquitin-protein ligase znrf1
Exons: 5
Coding region: 290-1075 (261 amino acids)
Biological process (GO): proteasome-mediated ubiquitin-dependent protein catabolic process; protein K48-linked ubiquitination
Cellular component (GO): intracellular membrane-bounded organelle; membrane; cytoplasm
Molecular function (GO): ubiquitin protein ligase activity
Source: RefSeq, a predicted model, not a curated record
CUCCAACAGGAAGUGAACGCGCACUCAUUUCCGCUGCAGCAGCUUCAACGGUCACGUCAAAAAAUAAAAGGAAAAUGUGGACGGAAAGGACGGACUAAAAGCUGGGGAGAGAUCAUCCAGACCGACCCGCCAGCUGCUUUCUCUUCCGUAAGAAGUCGUUACCAAGCAACUGCUUGUAUUCGAGACUUCGGUCGGAACAUUUAACGUGUUUUUAAGGGUCGUUUUGAGGUGAACGCGUCCCCUUCUUGUGUGCUGAAUUAGCCAGCGGUUAGCCAGCCCGCUGCUAGUGAUGGGGACGAGAGCGAGUCGCCUUCAGGACCCAGAUCCCUCUCCCUUCGUAAAAGAUGGCUCAAAGCGGGAUUCCUAUCGACGACCCCGGUGUACCAGGCCCACCAGCCUCGUCGUCGACUUCUCGGUGAGCUUCGAGGAAACGGAGGCCAACAGGAGCCGAUCUGAGGAAGGGAGCGACUCGGACUUGGGGCAGCAUGGAGGGGCGAGCGCCGACGGCAGCCCCGCCGACCACCGCAGCAUACCGUCCGGCAUUAGCCAGGCGUCUCCGGGUGACGACAACAACAGCGAGGGGAAACCCGAGGAGGACGGCGGCGUGAGCCCGGGGGCCCCCGCCGACGCGGAACGCCAAGCCGGGGAGGAAACAGGCCGCACGCCACACCGCACUUUUUCAGAGAGGCUCCCCGGGAAUCGGCACUCUUCCGCCCGCAGCGUCGGAGCCAGGUCCGCCCGCGUUCGUGGCACACACCAGCGGCCGGUGUCGGAGGCUUGGAUCGGCCUUUACCGUGUUAACAACCGACAUGGCAGUAUUCGCUGCCCUUUCUGCUCGAAGCCUUUCCCAGGCGGUCGGAUUGAGGAUCACCUGUUGAGCUGCCUCACGUCUCCUCCGCUACCUUACAACACGGACGUGCUGAGCAAAGACAGCGGGGAAUGCUCGAUCUGUCUGGAGGACCUGGUGCAGGGGGAGACCAUCGCCAGGCUGGCCUGCCUCUGCGUCUACCACAAAAGCUGCAUCGACUCCUGGUCCAAGGUGAAGCCCUGCUGCCCCGAACAUCCCUUCGAUUGACUCGCAGGUCAGGCGCUUCCAGCCCAGCGACCAGAUCGACUCAGGAGAUUACACCGGAUCCCAACAAAACCACAAUAAGAAUCAAGAAUUGAACGAGCAAAAUUCAUAUUUCCGUUUCCGAUGUAAAAGGUCAGCGGGAUCUUCCUCUAUCGAUUUAAACUCGACCUGCCAAACGCCGACUUUGAAACCAGCUGCUCCGUCUAAUAACAGAGAUGUCUGUCUGUGAGUGUGUGUUUGUGUGUGUGUGUGUGGACUCGUAUCACCGGGGGUAAUUUAAAUAUUAUUAUCCAAGAAAACCAGAUAGAGUUUCAGUGACCGGCGCCUCUCCUGUGCGUUUCUGUCUCUGAAUCUUAUCAACUAUUUUUGCAAAAAACAAAACAAACAAAAACUAAGUAUUGUUGCAAGUCCUACAUCGGAUGAAUGUUUCUUCUUCUCUGCUUUUCCCCCCAAAUUAACCAAAUCUUCAGCUGUUACGUUUAUUUCUGCUCUGACGCGAGGAGGACCUGUUUUUGGUGGAAAGGGGGGCUGCUGCUACUCUUUCUUUCUGUUUUUUGUUAUUAUUUUUCUUGCUUUCUGUUAUCUUUAAACAUUUCAGGGGAAGUUUUGGGCCUUUGUGUUUUGUUUCUUUUAAAGUCGGCCAGUUUUGUCUCCUUGUUGCCGUGGGGAUUGUUCAGGAAGAUUUCGACAGUAGCACCGCGUUGGCGCCAGCUGGAGCAUUUUUCUGUUAUUUCUCAUACGAUCUGGGAUGACGGUGAGCGACGGAGGGGUGAAUUUGUCCUGUGUUUGUUUGUAUAUACAUUAAAGUGUGUUUGUGUUUGUUGUAAACUUCGCAGAUGUCUGGUUGGUUGGUACUUUCUAUGAAUGCGGUUUCUUUUUUCUUUUUUUUUUUCUCGCCAACGCCGGAUCGCGCCGGGACGAGUAGACAGAUUUUUGGGGGCAUGUUUACGCCAUGUGGCAUCUGCCUCCUCUUCACAGCACUGGGGGCUAUGGACAGCUUAUGGUUAAUAAUUACAUAAGCAGCAGGCACCCUCUUGCUUUUCCACCCUGCCUUUUUAUUUUGAGCAUUUUUAGCUGACAUAUUGUGAUUAUUGCUAAAUGUGUUAAGUGGCUUUCCUUUGCCUUUUUUGUGCUGAUUUGCCUUUUUUGGGCUCUUAAAUUGAGCCAGCAGAACAAACAACUUGAUUUCUUUUUAUCUGUUUCAUGGAUUUUCAACCCAGACGGUUCAGUUUUAGAGCAAAGGUGUUCAAAGUAGGGUUCGGGGGCCACUUGCGGCUCCUGGAUUGAUUAUGUGUAGCCCUCGGACCAAAAUUUGAGAAUUAUAAUCUAUUACUUUUAAAUAAAAAUCUACUUACAAAAAUGUUACACUGCAAAAAAAAUAAAAAGUAUUUUGGUCUAGUUUCUAGCGCAAAUUUCUAAGUUACAUGUAGUUUUGUCUUAUUUCAAGUGUACUUUUUUAAGUCAAUAAGUACUAUUUCCACUGGCAGAUUAUUCCACUUAAAACAUGGAGAAAAUGUCUUGUUAUGAGUUAAAUAAUCUGGCAGUGCAACCAGUACUUUUUCAUCAAUAUUAAAGAAUUAUUCACUUUAAAAAAAAAGCUCCUAUAACUUGCUAAGGUUACCUGUAUGUUAGUGUUUGCUCUAGAAAUUAGACCAAAAUACUUGGUAAGAUUUUGUGUUUUUUACAGUGUAUUUGCAACUUUUCUGGUUUCCUUCCGUUGUCAUGGUAACUAGGACCACAUUUACUCAUUGACUUGUACGCUAAAGUACAAUCUGUUUCACCAAAAUCUGCUUUUAUUUGCUGUAUUAAAACUUUUUUAUUUUCUCAGUUUUCUUCAAUCGAGCCCAGAACAAUAAGCAAACUGGAUGCCUUUCGUUUAAUAAGGAAGUUUUGGAUUUACAAUCCCAUAAAAAUCAGAGUAUAUUCUUAUUGCUGAGUAGGUUUAAAAAAAAAAAAAAAAAAUCAACAUUUUGGUGAUUUCAAUUUUUUAUUUUUUACCCCUUCAGGGGG